ACUUCUAAGGAAUUCUGCAGAGCGUCGUUGGUUGGUGGAGCCACUGGGACUGACUGGUGCUUGUAACGGAAAGAAAAACGCUUUAACUUUUCAUAUUUUAACUUUAACAUUUGUACUGGAACAAGAGUGUAGAAUACAUACAAUCUGGGGACUUUAGAGAAGUAGUCUGCUUUUGCCAAAAUGAUUUCUUUAUUUGUCUUUGUAGUUUUGACUUGUGUUCAUCUUGCUCCAGCUGUCGUUUAUAACGGCUCUUCAAAUCCUGGCCCAAGGACCUUUGCCAUCUCCCGAAAUGAUGAUACUGAGCUAUUGAACAUUGACGACAUUCUUUCAGUUUUUUCAGACUCUGACACUGGUGGUAAUAAGUCUAAUACCAGUCGCAAAGGACAAUCCAUCUCUGAAGACACCCUGCUCUUCCUCACCGGGCCCAUGUCCACUCUGCUCAUGCCCUCCUGGUACUCACUGGUGUGUCUUAUUAGUGUGCCUGUAAACCUCUGUGCAAUGCUGGCCUUUGCCAGAAGAAUCCGUCCCAAGAAACCAGCGGCCAUCUACAUGCUAAACCUGGCCUGUGCUGACUUACUUUUCACACUUAUGCUCCCAUUCAAGAUCUGUUACCAUUUUUUAGGGAACAACUGGAUAUUUGGGCCCGCCAUGUGCCGUGUGGUGACUGCAGCAUUUUACUGGAACAUGUAUUGCUCUGUUCUGCUUAUAUGUUGCAUAAGUGUCGACCGACUUUUGGCUGUGGUCUAUCCCAUUGACUCUCUUGCAUGGAGAAGACCUCAGAAUGCUGUGAUAGCUUGUGUGACAAUGUGGAUUCUGUCCUUUAUUGGCUGCACACCCCUCCUGCUCUCCAAUCAGACCAUACACCUGGACAGUUUAAACAUCACCACCUGUCAUGACAUUCAGCCACUGGAGGAGCUCAAGUGGAACUACAAAAUCUAUUUCCUCACCAUCUGUUGUGCACUCUUCUUCCUCCCACUGCUCAUUUCAGUCGUGUCUUACGCCCGAGUCAUCUGGACUCUGAGCAGGGUCUCUCAGGGAAUAAGAGGAAGCUCCCGCAAAAAGACUAGGGCGGUGGUGAUGGCAGCCACUGUGCUGGUCAUCUUUGUGCUGUGCUUCAUGCCAACUAACUGUAUCAUGCUAGUACACUAUCUUCUGUUUGACGACAAUGCUCAAAGCAGCCACCAGGGUGCAGACAGUUCAUAUGCUCUGUACCUGGUCUUUCUCUGUUUGGGCAGUCUUAACUGCUGUCUAGAUCCUCUAGUCUACUACUUUGGCUCAUCCCAAUGCCAAAAGCAACUAUCCAGUGUGCUGAGAUGUGGGAGGGGGUCUGCUGACUGCAGCACCAGUCAUUCAUCCAGUGACUCAUACAAGUCCAGCCGUAAGGCCAUACUGAAAAGCAGCCGGACAGAAACCUCCAAGAUUAAUCACUCUUCAGAAAAUGAGUCCAGCCAGUACAAGAAACUGUUGGUGUGACAUUUUUGACUGUGAUGGAGAAGUAAGUCUAGUUGGGUAUUAGAGAAGUUAAACACAAUUAUAAACUAACUGCAUGGCUUGGCACAGGCAGGUUCUUGUAAAUUCAAACAUAGCCUAACUUAUUUUGUAAGCAAAAAGGCAUGUGUGCAAAGAGAAAGGCCUAGAUGGUCUCUUUUUUAACAGUGACAAAUGUAUUUUUAAUAUACUUGUACGUUUCUCUGUAAAUAGAUUUUUGUUAAUUUUAUAUCUCACUGAAGGAUGUAUUUGUGUAACUAUUAUUGUAAAAUCACAUUAUGUUUUCCAUUGUAUAUGUGUUUAUGUAAAAGAAAUUUCAAAUAGCAUACACUGGUGCCCCCGCUGGUAAAAUGUAUAAUAGCCUACUUAAUAAAUAUGGUUAUGUUGUUUAUAUAGCCUAAUAUCAACACGCGUCACAACACAUGUAUCAUAGUAGGCCUGUGGUUUAGUUUUGUAACGAAGAAGGCUUAUAAGAUGUUGUAACAAAUAAUAGGCCUAAUGAAAAAUGGGCUUCGGCCUAUGCCAUUAACUCGUUUCCAUGUUUUCACAUGACAGUUUUGUAACGCACCUUGUAUCACAAUAAGCUAAUCAUUCAAGGGAUCAUUCAGUGGAUCUUACAUAAUCAA
This is a messenger RNA of Boleophthalmus pectinirostris (great blue-spotted mudskipper), 2114 nucleotides long. Its product is annotated as proteinase-activated receptor 1-like. The coding region runs from base 181 to 1473 and encodes 430 amino acids. Gene Ontology annotation, biological process: thrombin-activated receptor signaling pathway; positive regulation of blood coagulation; phospholipase C-activating G protein-coupled receptor signaling pathway. The record is from RefSeq and is a predicted model, not a curated record. Gene Ontology annotation, cellular component: membrane. Gene Ontology annotation, molecular function: thrombin-activated receptor activity. The transcript is spliced from 2 exons. NCBI's taxonomy places the organism in Eukaryota, Metazoa, Chordata, Actinopteri, Gobiiformes, Gobiidae.